AUGUCGUUGUCGGUCGUGGCCGAGAGGCUCAACGACAUCAUCAAGGAUCGGCGAGAUCGAUCUCGGAUCGAGGCGAAACCUGUUUCCCCAGGGCCUGGGAAAGGGCCCCGACUCGCACGCAGGGAGGUAAAAGUCAAGGACUGCGAGAUAAAACCAGCGAAAGAGUGUGCAACCGAUGGAUCAGGAAAGGCAAUCCAAUCCAGCGAGGAGUCCGCGGAAAGCAUCUGGGACUCUCUGCGGAACCAGCAGCAGCAGGAGGGAGGGAGGGGUGAAAGAGUGAAGAGAGAGUCGAUGGUGUGA
Marchantia polymorpha subsp. ruderalis is the source of this 300-nucleotide messenger RNA. The record is from the annotation of a GenBank genome assembly. NCBI's taxonomy places the organism in Eukaryota, Viridiplantae, Streptophyta, Marchantiopsida, Marchantiales, Marchantiaceae.